AUGGCUACUACUAAACACUGUUUGGAUGUUGAAUACCCGACUUCAACUAAACAGCCUCGAACCAACGUAAACAGUCAACAUUUUGAGAGAUUUGUUAUGGAAAACGUUAUUUUUUCGGAGUCUGAUGAUUCUUCAGCUGAUGAAAAUGACAUCCUACCACCAGAGGCAGAAGAAGCUGAAGUAGACUCUUCAUCGGAUAGUGACGAGAAUAUUUCCUUAGUGGAACUCCUGAGUGAUGUACGAAUAGAAAAAAACCGUCCUUGA
Molecule: messenger RNA, 264 nt
Organism: Parnassius apollo (apollo)
Lineage: Eukaryota; Metazoa; Arthropoda; Insecta; Lepidoptera; Papilionidae
Source: the annotation of a GenBank genome assembly